AUGAAUAUUACUGGACUUGGAGUCAGCUUUCUAUCUCUCUUUUCUAUCUAUACUUUGGAGACAGGUGCUUCCUGUCCAUCCAAUGUACUGGAGGCUGCAAGCAUCAUUGAAAAGGUGGAGAAGCACGAGGUUUGCGAUCUUCACAACAUGGAUCUUGAGGAGGUUUCCCUGGAGAUCAUGGAAGCUCUGAAGUGCAACAAGGAGGUCAAGAAACUUAACCUGUCAAACAACAAGCUAAAGACAUUGCCUGCGGAGUUUGGGACCUUGAGCGAGCUUGUGGAGCUUGAUCUUUCCUGUAACGAGAUGGAGAGCAUCCCCCAGGAGAUUGGGAAUCUGAAAAGUCUAGAGGUCCUUGAUCUAUCGAACAACAAGCUGAGGUCGUUUCCAUGGAAGCUCCUGAAGCUUGGGAAGACCGGAGCGCUGAAGAAUUUGGAUCUUAGGUCAAACCCGUUCUACAGGAUCUUUCACACAGCGCUGGCAAGAUUUUUCCUGAAGCUCUUCUACGGAGACUUUGUCAAGACAGGCUAUGUCUGA
Encephalitozoon cuniculi GB-M1 is the source of this 534-nucleotide messenger RNA. RefSeq lists its product as uncharacterized. The record is from RefSeq and is marked provisional. Lineage: Eukaryota; Fungi; Microsporidia; Unikaryonidae. The transcript has a single exon. Gene Ontology annotation, molecular function: protein binding. The coding region runs from base 1 to 534 and encodes 177 amino acids.